Trichoderma atroviride IMI 206040 is the source of this 1014-nucleotide messenger RNA. RefSeq lists its product as uncharacterized. Lineage: Eukaryota; Fungi; Ascomycota; Sordariomycetes; Hypocreales; Hypocreaceae. The record is from RefSeq and is a predicted model, not a curated record. Gene Ontology annotation, molecular function: oxidoreductase activity, acting on NAD(P)H.
AUGGCUAAUGAAGGUUACUGGCUUGUUGGAGUUGGAGAGCCACCAAAGCUUGGUCCUGGAGACUUGCACGAGCCCGGAAAGGGGGAAAUAUUAAUACAGGUGAAAGCCGUAGCAGUUCAACCUGGCGAAUGGAAGAUGCAAGAGGGCCUUAUUCCAAUCAAGGUUCAAUAUCCAACCAUUAUUGGCCUUUCCGCAUCUGGCAUCGUUAAAAAGACUGGUCCUGGAGUGACCCGAUUCCAGCCAGGUGAUCGCAUCUUGACAAAUACUACAGGCGUCCUACGGAAUGAUAGUCGCUUUGGGGCCUAUCAGAAAUACUGCCUCGCCCCGCAAAAUCUGGUUUCAAAGAUUGGUGAUGUGCCAUUUGAUGAAGCUGCGAAUGUUGCAACGUCUUAUGCGGCAAUGAGUGCUCUAGUCCUUCAUCUCGGGUUAAACAAGCCGCAGAUACCAAGUGCUAUUUCGACCGGUGAGAGGAUUCUGAUUUGGGGAGUGUCAUCUUCAAUGGGGAUAUUUGCUGCACAGUUGGCAAAGCAUGCUGGCUACGAAGUUGUUGGCGUUGCAUCUGGACGCCAUCGAGAGCUCGCAGCGCAGUAUGGAAUCGCUCAUUUCGUGGACCGUACAGCGGCGGAUGUUGUCAUUGUAGCCUCUUCAUUAGGUCCAUUCAAGGCUGUCUUUGCAGCGGCUGAUUCCGCCGAAGACCAAGUUAAAAUAGGUGGAAUUUUAGCUGCUCUAGGAGGAGGCUCAUUCUUAACCACCAUGGGAGUCCGCGCUGGAGUACAAUUGCCCAAAGGCGUCACUGGGUUUUUUACACAGUAUAUUGAUGACUACUUGGACGAAAAGAACCGCGAGUUCACGGAGUGGUUUUGGUGGAACUGGUUAGAGGCUGCCUUGGAGCAGAAACAGCUCAAGUCUAUCCCUCUUACAAUUGUUGGGGGUUUAGACAAGACAGGAGAGGCCUGGAGAAUAUUGAAACAUGGCGAAAAUCACGGCACUAGAUUGAUCAUUGAGCCGCAAUAA